UGUAUCUGUGACUGUUGACUGCGACUGCCAAUACGAAUGGGAAGACGAAGGAAACUAAAGGAGCGUGAAGAAGAAGAAGAAGAAGACAACCAUCACAUUGUGCUCACCGAUUCCUCUCCUCACAGCUACUCUCCCUCUCAUUCACCUAUCAUUCUCAACCCCAACCCGGCUGAUUAUUGGUCUCCCAUGUCAACCGAAAAGCAUGCAAAUGCAGAUGCAGAUGCAGAUGCAGAUGCAGAUGCAGAUGCAGAUGCUAACAUGGUUUCUUCUCGUCGCGCAUCACUGAGAUCUGCUACUAAGCGGACCAUUCAGGCAUGUCAGGCUCCACCUUGUGCUCAAGAAUCACCUUCAAGACAUCAAAGCGAGGAUGAAUAUAUUCAAAACGGAUACAAAGUGAAGCAGGAAUCAAUGCCAAUAUUGAGAAAAAUUCUUGCCAAAUAUGGAGACAUUGCUAAGGAUUGUACACUAACAGGGAAAACGUCUCGUUCGAUGUACCUGGGGAUGAUAAUAGACAUAAUCCAAGAGUUGCAGGAGAAGGAUUUAGGUAGAAUCGAACAAGAUUACCUGCAAGAUAUGAUUGGCCUUGUCAAAGAAUUUAAGAAUAUAAGAUUGGAGGUUGGCUGGCUUCUUCAGAGACUCCAAGAUGUUCUCGAAGCGAGCAGGAUUAUGACAGAAUGUUGCGUGUUGAAAGAGAAGCGAGAAAGCAUCCGGAGAGCCGUUGAAGCAAGAGAGGAAGAGCUGGAAGAAUGUGAAACAGAGAAAAUGGCACUUGAAGCAAGGAUUCGAGCGAUUUGUGAACAAGAGGCUGCAUGCAAGGAGGCAUUUGCUAGUGAUCUGAAUGAGAUUUCAAGGAUAACAGAAACCAUCUCAUCCUUCAAACCAAAAGUGGGACGGUUUCAUCACUCACUUGCAAGUGAUUUGCUCUAGUUUAGACAUUCGAUGAACAGAGAUAGAAAAUGACUGUGUUUUGGUACUAAUCUUAGAAUGUUCACACUGAGCUGAUAUCUUACUUUUGAACUGCUUUAUGUCCACCUUAUUUGACUAUGCUUGCUGAGACUUCCAGCUUCCAACUAAUCUAGAGCAGGACUCUGGCUGAAUUUGUAGUUUUACUAAC
This is a messenger RNA of Arachis stenosperma, 1114 nucleotides long. RefSeq lists its product as uncharacterized. Lineage: Eukaryota; Viridiplantae; Streptophyta; Magnoliopsida; Fabales; Fabaceae. The transcript is spliced from 3 exons. The record is from RefSeq and is a predicted model, not a curated record. The coding region runs from base 37 to 927 and encodes 296 amino acids.